This is a messenger RNA of Paraglomus occultum, 491 nucleotides long. The record is from the annotation of a GenBank genome assembly. Lineage: Eukaryota; Fungi; Glomeromycota; Glomeromycetes; Paraglomerales; Paraglomeraceae.
AUGACCAAGACCUUCACCGUUAGCACAGUUUUAUUCGUUCUUGCUAUUGCUGUGAGCGUCUUGGCCUUACCAUCACACAACAAACUCGCUGCUAUCUUUGAACCGGGUAAACCAGGUUCACAGAAUGUUAACGGGUUUAUCGAAUUUGAAGAAACCGGGAAUGGCGUAGAGAUUUCGCUUAAAUUUUCGGGAGGUUUACCAGACGAAUUCGGUCCAUUCCCAUAUCACGUCCACGAAAACCCAGUGCCGCCUACUGGUGAUUGUGGACCGAAUGGUGUCGGUGACCAUAUUGACUUAAUUACUGCCCCAGAUACUUUCAAUUGUUCGGCUGUCCAAGACAAGAGUCAAUGUCAAGCCGGUGACUUGAGCGGCAAAUACGGCAAGUUGGUGUCGAACAACGGCGAGGUUGAGGCUAAGACAUACACCGAUCCUUUUCUUAAGUUUGAUAGUUCUCCAAAGGGAUUACUGAAUCGAUCGAUUGUUAUUCAUCU